UCGCCGGCGACGCUUUGCCGGUUGCGCGUGCUCUCUCCAACGUUGUUGACUGCCUUAUCACUCACCCUAACGUUCUUAAUGCUGCAAUGCUCUACUGGCCCUUGCCUAAUACAUUAUAUGUUGAAGGUUAUGCUCUGGACCGCUUUGCAGAAGGAUUAUGGGCCUUACAGCCUGUUCACCAAAACAGGGUGGGGUUAGUUCUUGAUGCUGGAAUUGAGAAGGAGCUUCAGAUUCGCCAGUUGCAAGUAGCUGAUGCUGCAAGGGCUUCCCUUGGAUUGAAUGUUGUGGAAUAUAUUGUCACUGACACUCCACUCAAGGUAGAGAAGUGGGUUGAUCCAGAAAGUGGACAAUCAACAGGGAGGAUUAAACACCCCGAUUCUUUACUUAGAGCUGUAGAAACUUUAGCAAACCGGUCGCAAGUAAAUGCCAUUGCUGUUGUUGGACGCUUUCCAGAUGAUGAUAUUGAAGAGGUAGAUGACUAUCGGCAAGGAAUGGGAAUAGACAAUUUGGCAGGUGUUGAGGCAGUUAUUAGCCAUCUGGUUGUUAGGACUUUCCAAAUUCCUUGUGCACAUGCUCCUGCACUAUCUCCUUUUUCCCUUAGCCCAUCUCUAUGCCCAAAAUCAGCUGCCGAGGAGAUAGCUAGGUUAUACGUUCCUACCAUGUGUGCUUGCUGGCUUAAGCAAUGCUCCACAAUACUUGGUGAAGAACUCUGAUUCUAUGGAGAGAUGCUGCAUACUGGCAAGUGAUGUGGAUUCUGUUAUCCUUCCUAAAGAUGCAUGUGGAGGGGAAGGAGCUCUUGCUUUUGCAAGAAGUAGAAAAA
This is a messenger RNA of Prosopis cineraria, 820 nucleotides long. RefSeq lists its product as uncharacterized. The transcript has 6 exons. Bases 87 to 713 code for a protein of 208 amino acids. NCBI's taxonomy places the organism in Eukaryota, Viridiplantae, Streptophyta, Magnoliopsida, Fabales, Fabaceae. The record is from RefSeq and is a predicted model, not a curated record.